Molecule: messenger RNA, 2997 nt
Organism: Misgurnus anguillicaudatus (oriental weatherfish)
Lineage: Eukaryota; Metazoa; Chordata; Actinopteri; Cypriniformes; Cobitidae
Source: RefSeq, a predicted model, not a curated record
GAGCCAACCUACCCCGAGUCCGACCACUAGCAUAAAAGGGAGAAGCAGGGAAGUCAAAAUUCAACAUUGCACAACGCGGACCAGAGAAAAGCAUUGAAUCAUGGCUUGUGGUGACCUCAUGUCAGCUCCAGUGUGUUUGAUUGAAAAUGAUAAAAAUGGGAAGCUUUGUGUCAGCAAAGAGGGCAAAGACAUUCUGGAUAUGAUCAAUGGACCAGUGGUGGUGGUGUCUGUAGUGGGACUUUACCGUACGGGGAAGUCUUACCUUAUGAACCGCCUAGCAGGACAACAGUCAGGCUUUGCUCUGGGCAACACUAUCGAGUCAAAGACCAAAGGCAUCUGGAUGUGGUGUGUCCCUCACCCGUCUAUGCCAGGACACACGCUGGUGCUGCUGGACACAGAAGGACUUGGUGAUGUGAAAAAGGGAGACUCUGAGAAUGACGGCUGGAUCUUCUGUCUCGCAGUUUUGCUCAGCAGCACCCUGGUGUACAACAGCAAAGGAACCAUUGAUAAUAAUGCACUGGAACAGCUGCAAUAUGUUGUAGAGCUGGCUGAGCGGAUCAGAAUCAAAUCACAAUCAUCUGCAUCAGAAGAUGAAGAUGGGGAAGAAGCUUCUCAGUUUGUGUGUUUUUUCCCACAAUUCGUAUGGUCCGUUAGAGAUUUCACAUUGGAAUUGGCAAUUGAGGGAAAAAAUGUUACAGAGGAUGAGUACCUCGAAUCUGCUCUUGAUCUGAAGAAAGGUGUGACUAAGAAAAUCAGUGACUACAACCUGGUUCGUGAAUGUAUCCGGCGUUAUUUCCGUUCCCGGAAGUGUUUCGUGUUCCCAUUUCCAGCAUCACAGGAAAACAUGCCACGUUUAGAGAGCCUUCAAGAGCAGGAACUUAUGCCAGCUUUUCAGGAAACUACAGACCGUUUCUGUAAAUACAUCUUUAACAAGAGCGCUGUAAAAACACUAAAAGGGGGUCACAGUGUUACUGGGAAAAUGCUGGGUGAUCUGGCUCAGAUUUGUGUAGAGACAAUCAGCAGUGGUCAGGUGCCCUGUCUGGACAAUGCAGUGGUUACUCUUGCAAAUCUGGAGAAUCAGGCGGCUAUUGAAGAAGCUUUACAAGUGUAUAAGAAUGGGAUGGAAGAGGUAAAGAAUAAGUUUCCAAACAGUAUCGAAAAUAUUACUUCUGACCAUCUGAAAUCCAGCAGUCUGGCCAUAUCGAAGUUCACUAAACGCUCCUUUAAAGAUGAAAAGAAAGAAUUUCUGAACAAACUUGAGGAAGACAUACGUAAAUACUAUGAAAAUUUGCUGAAAGAGAAUGAGAUGGCAUCAGAAGGGAAGUGCAAAGAGCUGCUGAAGAAUCUGUUCUCUAACAUGAGUGAACGACUGCAGAAUGGAGCAUACAGUCAACCUGGAGGAUAUGAAGUCUACUGCAGAGACAGAGCCGUCAUCAUUGAAAAAUACUGUAGUGAGCCCAAUAAAGGAGUCAGGGCCGAAGCUGUGCUGCAUGAGUUUUUGAAUAAAAGAGCAGAUGAAGCAAAAAUCAUCCUUGACGCUGAUAAAAAACUCACUGAAAAUGACAAAAAGAUCCAAGUGGAGAAAGAGAAUGCUGCUCGGGUGGCACAGAGGUUGAAAGAAGAAAAGGAGAAACGAAUCCAGAGUGAACAGUUAAGGGAGGCAGAGAAAAAGCAGCAGGAGGAAAUAAAGAUGAAGAUGGAGGAGAAGUUUAAACAGGAGAUGGCGAAACAGAAGAAUGAGAUCGACAGAGCUCUGGAGAGUAAACUGAAAGAGCAGGAAGAACUGCUAAACAAAGGCUUUAAAGAAAAGGCUGAUCUCCUUGGUCAAGAGAUAGAGAGUCUAAAAAAUGAUAAUGAAAAGGUAUCUGCUGCUAGCAUUGUGAGGGAUGUUGUGAUUCCACUUGCAACUGCUGGCCUAGAGGUGAUUCCCAGCAUUUUAAUGCAUAGAUCAACAAUGAAAGCGCUUACACGAAAAUAACCUGAUUCGUUUUAAAAUAGAUUAUCAUCAUCAUCAUCAUCAUAUUCUUUAUUCAGGACAUACAUUAAAAAUGGUCCAUAGCACUAUACAAACACACAAAACAAAAAAAACAAUACAAGAUGCGACACAUACAAUAAAGAAUAAUGACUACAACAGUCAAUAUUCCACAAUACACAAGAAAAGAAAAAAAAACUGUUCAUAUAUUAACAUAUAAACUAAAACGCCAAUGGUUCCACAAUUUCGAAGUGAACCUAACGGCACUCAAUGCAGGGUUGUUGCAAUGAUGCUGUUAGAUGACUCUACUAAUCUACACAUACAUCUGUACAUGAGAUUCCUAAGUACAGCAGGACACGUAAAUACAUUAACACUUACACACAUGUGGCUCGCACUGCCCCAUUGUGGCAAUUUAAGGUGCAGCCUCAAACCAUCAUUUUAUGCCACAUUGAGUUUCUGCAUACUGCUUUUUUAUAAUGCUGCCACAAGUGGGCUGUGUACAUCGGAGUACAAAAAGCUUUAAAAAGUGUGGUCUUCACAGAUAGUGAACACAUAAAUUUGCGAUUCAGCAUAUUAGCUUGAGCAUACAACAUACUGUCUAUGAACAUCCCUAUCAUCGGACAGGUCAUCAGUUAUAUAAUGUCCCAAGUAUUUAACCUCAUCACACUUUAAGUACCAGACAAAUAAAAAGCGGAAAAUGAGAGUUUAUGAGAGGUCCUUCCUGCUUCUAGCAAUUAUUAUAUUACUCUUCUUAGAAUCAAAGUCUGAUCUAUAUUGAGAACAUACCCUUAGUAGCUGUUGAAGGCAAGGCCAGCACUACAUGCACACAGAAUGACCAAGUCAUCCGCGUACAUUAGGUCAGUGUUUCCCAACCACUGUGCCGUGGCACACUAGUGUGCCGUGACAGCUUGUUAGGUGUGCCGUGGAAAAAUUUAAAAUCACAACUGCGUGUGUCAAUGUCAUCAAUUCCAGCCAGGAUAUAAUCUUUGUGUUCAUCAAAACAAGUGUAAUUGCAUUGAAUGUGA